CCGUUUCACUUGUUGCAGCGAGCAACAGCCUGCCUCACUGCCAGGCGUUAUAAAGUGACUUGAAGUUGAGUGGAUUCUCCAACGGGGACUAUUUUUUAACCGCUGCCAAGAUGAAAUUAGAAUUCAAAGAUGCCUUUUGGGGAGCGGACUUCAUCAGUAAUAUCGGGUAUGAGACCAUCAGUCAGAGACUCCAUGAUGGUCGACGAACAUGUAAAGACAUGGAGGAGCUUUUGAAAAUGAGGGCAUCAGCAGAAGAGAAAUAUGGAAAGGAACUGGUCACAAUUGCCCGCAAGGCCGGAGGUUUAUAUGAGAUCUGCACUUUGAGGUCAUCUUUUGAUGAAAUGAGAACACAAAUUGAAAAUGUAGGAAACGCACACAUUCAGCUGUCUGCAGCCCUAAAGGACGAGUUGAAGAGAAUGGAGCAGUUUAGAGAGCGACAGAAAGAACAGAGAAAAAAGUUUGAAGUCAUCAUGGAGAAGGUCCAGAAGACAAAAGUCUCCCUCUACAAGAAAACAAUAGACUCUAAAAGAUCCUACGAGCAGCGCUGCAAGGAGGCAGAUGAUGCAGAGCAAACUGCAGAGAAGAUGGGCAACGCUCCUACGGCCACUCCCAAACAGAUCGAGAAGAUGAACAACAAAUCUAAACAGUGCAGAGAAGCUGCAGUGGAGGCUGAGAAACAGUACAAAUCAAACAUUGAACAGCUGGACAAGAUUCGUCAAGAGUGGGAGUCGACACACAUCAGCACAUGUGAGAUGUUUCAGCUGCAGGAAGAAGACCGCCUCAGCGUACUAAGGAAUUCUUUGUGGGUGCACUGUAACCAGUUAUCAAUGCAGAGUGUGAAUGACGAUGAGUGUUACGAGAAUGUGAGGAAAAUACUGGAAAAGUGUGACAUCACCACGGACAACAACUGCUUUGUGGAGAUGAAAAGCACCGGCUCGACCCCCUCAGCUCCAAUCGAGUACGAAAGUUACUACGACAGGGAUGCUACGGAUGACAGAAACGGCAGCGCUGGAUUUGUAGGAGUGAUGAAAAGGUUUUCAAAUCUUCUGCAGUCAAACUGUUCCAGUGGAUCCAAACUCAGCAUCAAUGAACCAGCCACACAACCUACUGGUACAGUAGCAGAGACAUCAGAUGGAGUAUAUGCCUCCGUUAAUACUUGUCAGGACUCCCAGCUGAGCAGUGAGGGGUACCAGGUCAUAUACGACUACGUGGCACAGGGGGACGAUGAGCUCACUGUGUCCGUCGGGGACGUUGUGGUCGUCAUAGAACAAGGUGAUGACGGCUGGUGGACGGUGAGCAGUAACGGCCUCACUGGAUUGGUCCCGGGCUCUUACCUUGCCAAAGAAUGAGUUUACCUGACAUUCCUUAUGUAAUAUUUUGUAAUGGCAUUGUCAUUUCAUAUUUGUGUUGCAUGUAUCAUUAAAGCCCCUACAAGUAGGAUUAAAAUGUCAAACCCUUCACCUGUGAUAUAGUGGCAUCAUGACAGACACUGCGACAGAGAUCAUGUGACUGAAGAGCUGACUGUUUGUCUUAUUAUCCUUCGGAUAGGGGUUGUCACGUACAGUAGCUCAAGGCAGUGUUGAAUGAUGAUUUAUUUAUUGCUAUGGCACAUAUUCAUAUGACUUUGCCCUCGUUGCUGGUGUGUUGAGUGCUCCUCAUACCACUGACAGCUGGGAGAUUAAGACAUCUGUUGCACGAGAUCGCUGCACUAAGUUUAUUCAUAUACUGUUGUAUUCUUGUGUAUCUGUGCAGUGUUUGAUUUCUAUUGUUGGCCUGUAUAUAAUUUGUGUAGUUAUUGUUUCUAUUCUGAAUGCUAAUAAGAAUUAUUUGUAAA
Epinephelus fuscoguttatus (brown-marbled grouper) is the source of this 1834-nucleotide messenger RNA. RefSeq names its product proline-serine-threonine phosphatase interacting protein 1a (gene pstpip1a). Gene Ontology annotation, molecular function: actin filament binding. NCBI's taxonomy places the organism in Eukaryota, Metazoa, Chordata, Actinopteri, Perciformes, Serranidae. Gene Ontology annotation, biological process: actin filament polymerization. The transcript has 15 exons. The coding region runs from base 111 to 1349 and encodes 412 amino acids. Gene Ontology annotation, cellular component: plasma membrane; cytoplasm; actin filament. The record is from RefSeq and is a predicted model, not a curated record.